UUUAUGCUAGGUCAGUAAUGGAGUAAAUUGUUCAGCAUCAACAAAGUUUCAUCGGGAAUAUCGUAACAUUAAACGAUGGACAAGCAGUCGGUAGUUGUUUAUGCAGCAAAGAGGAGCAUGGAUCUAUGAACUCCCAAACUGUUGAACUCACAUGUGUAAAUCUGCAUGCUUCAUGCUGGAAGGCUGUAGAGUGAGCCAGGAUGCCAGAGAUAGUACAGAAUCAAACGAAAAACUUAAAACCGCCACGGCGGAAGAAAAACAAGGAGAUUCAUAAUGCAGUGGAAAGACAUCGUAAAGAGAAAAUCAAUGCUGGUAUAAAUCGGAUUGGAGAGCUUUUGCCUUGCUCUCAGGCCUUGAAACAGAGUAAAAAUAUGAUUCUGGGAGAGGCUUUUCGUUACAUCACUGAGCUAAAGAGACAAAAUGAUGAAAUGCUGCUUAAUGGAGGAGAAAAAGUCCAAGCGGAGGAGAUAAAUCGCUUGCGGAACCAGGUGGAUGAGCUGCGCAAGGAAAGCGCUCAUUACAUUGAGCUCCUCAAAGCUAAUGACAUAAGUUUUAUGGAUGAUCCCACUAUACACUGGAAAGGGAAGCAGCGAUGUGCAAAAGUAGCCAAAGUCACUCCGACUCACAUGAUAUCAAAGGGAAUUAUCGUCUACUCCAAUGGCAACAACAGCUGUCCCACAAGCAAAGUCUUGAUUCCACCCAAUCCAGUUUCCAAUCUCGAUAAACAGCCAUUAAAUGCUGUCACAGUACAACCUUCAUGCGAUAUUUCAUUGGGCGCUGGCCAGACUUUUGGUAUUACGAAUGGAGCACCAGUAAACAAUGUUGUAGUCACCACUGCAUCUUCUCACAUACCUGUUGCAACACUUAUUCCUGCUGUCUCUAAGCCAUGUCUUACAGUUGUGGAACAAUAUUCUCCUCUGGCACCUACUACUCCAAAGUUAAACCCUCCUAUGAAUUAUAUUACUCUUCAAGGUUUAUGUCCCCAACCUGCUGUCAGCACCCCACUCCUUCCACAACUUCAACCAGAUAACCCAACCCCUAGUCUCACUUCGGCUACCUGUCCAGCUGUGCCCCUUAGACUUCAGCAUAUGCUUAGCCUAUCUUCACUGCCUCAAGUUGUGAUGAGUAACUCUGUGGUUCCUGUUGCUGCAACUAGCACCACACUCUCACAAAACUGUGAAAUUCAAUCUGUGAGCACUAUAUUACCAGCAACCGCCACCCUUCUUGGAACCAGUGCAACUAGUAGCACUCAGACUACAUGGACAACACUACAACUUGCUGGAAAUACAGUGCAACCUGUUUCUCAAGCACUGGUCCCAGAUGGUGCCAACAUUUCACAUAACCCUCAGCAAUUGUCUGUAUGUUCGCUGGGGACAAAACACCAUGAGGAGCCUGUAUCUAUCCAUUUGCAGCAACAGAAUCCCAUGCAACUGCACGCUUCUGCACCAAAUUGCAUUUCUGUUCAGCCAUCUGGGCCAAAACCUCAGCUAUAUUCGGCUGUUAUGCCAUGCCCUCAGGCAGCAGUAGCACAACAGUCUUCAAUUUUAUCUGUGCCAGCCAUUGUAUCACAAGCUUUAGUAGUCCAUCAGCCUUCUGUUGAAACGCAGACAGCACAUUUGACCCACCCACAAUCAUGUGUUCGGGCACAACCUGCAUUAUUACCAAAACCUCAGCUCGGUUCCACUCUGACCACCUGCAACCCCACCAUUCAACCUAAAACUCCAGGUCAACCUGCUGUGCCAUGUCAGCCUCAUUCCCAACCUACAGUGGUGCCCCAAGCUCCAUCUGCCAUUGUGCCUCAGCUGCAUCUCAGCGUGGUGCCUCAAGCUCAGCCAGUCAUAAAUCCACCAACUCAGCCUGCCCUUGUGCCUCAACCACAAGCUGCCACACUGCCAAUGUUACAGACAAUGCAGUUAUUGCAGGUGAAUUCUGAAGAAACACCAGUGGCUGUGACUUCAUCUCCUCCAAGUAACUCGCAUGUUGUUAUUCUGCAACAGGGAAGCUCAUGUCCAACACCACAAGUUAUCAGAGAGGAUGUCACUAAUCAAACACCCUGCCAGCAUAUUGUCAUAAUUCAGGCACCUACUUUGACACCUGCACCACACCACAGUCAUCACACUGCCAUUGUGUCAAAUGCAACCCCAACUUUAUCAAGUCAUGCAUCUACUUCAAACCCCAUCUGUACUGCUAGCAUGCAGGCAGCUGGAACAAAGCAGUUGGUACAUAUUCUUCCACGCCCUUCAACCCAAUUGCAAGCACAAGCACCUCAUACUAUCACUGUGAAUGGACAAGUAUAUGUUCUGCAGCCAGCAAAAUCACCAGAAAAAGGAAACUCUCUGUCUAGUCAAAGUGUAGGUCCAGUCCUUAAGCCCACCUGUGAGGAACCGACCUCCAAUGUUACCAUGAAUUGUUUAGGUGCCCUAACCAGUCUUAGUCAGAGCAUUUCAAAGGUAUCAAGUCAAAGCAAUGUGCAAAUAUAUACCAUUACUCCACCUUCGUACACUACUGUUCAACCUCUUUCAACAUGUGGUUCAGAAGUCAGCCCUUCUACUGAAACGGUUCUUUCUGCAUCUGUUCCUGCAUCAUCAUCAUCAGCUGCUGCUGGUAGUGCAGUUAAAACUCAGCCCAAAAAAAGUUGUGGAACAUCUGGAAAUCAAACUAAACAAAACGCAGUGAGGAAAACUAAAUUGGUUAAGCGAAAGGAACUUAAACCUGGGCGAGGUUUGCGUAGAACUGCUGUCAAAAGUAAAGCACUUGUUGCAAAUGAUUUAUGUACUGAGUUAUCCACUGUAGUCACCAGUGCAAAUUCUUUAAAUAAAAAUAUGGUUAGUCAUGAUGCUAACUUGCUUAGUUCAUCUACCUCCAACAGUGUUAUUUCCACAUGCGGUAGUUGUAUUGUCACUAGCGUCAGUUCCUCAAGUGAACAAUCAGCAGUAAGUUCUGUCACCUCUUCAUCGAAUGUAUCCAUUGUCAAGCCCUCAUUGGCUGUUGGAGAAGGUUUAAAGACAAAAGCAAAAUCCACAGAUGCUGUCCACUUGCAUGACAAUGUAAACGUUAGCAGUGUCAAUUCAAUAUGUUCCACUCAGAGUGAUGUGGUUGUUUCUAUAAUUGGUGAUAGCUUGAGUAAAGGAAUCUCAAAUACAGGUAAUGGUCCCCAGCUUAAUUGUUCAGCAGUUAGUUCUUCUGUCUAUACCCAGAGUAGCUCUGUGGAUACUGUUGUAACUUUAUCAGUUGCUUCAUCAGAAAUUCAUGUUAACUCUUCAUGCAGUGUGACAAAUUGUAGUGAAACUACCAGUCAGAAUAAGGUUACAAACAUUAAUAGUGUUUGCGCCAGUAGUGAAAGAAGGUUAACAGAAUCAAGACCUAGUUUUAAAGAGAGUUCCACUUCAGUGACCAAUGUAAACUCUGCUCAAGACAAUUCAAAAAUUAAAACUGUCAGUUCUGAUCUUUGCAAACCCCCAGUAUCAAGUAAUAUUUCCUCACCAAGUCAAUCGACAAGUAUCAGUGCUAAUUCAGUGGAUAACAGGCCAGUGGUUUCCAUCAUGCCAAGUCAGGCAAUUUCACAAACACAAGAGAAGUAUAGCAAAAGAGACAAGUUAACUGACACUCCUCAGAUUCAGGCAUCAUUUGAUGCAACGUCAACUCCUGGUUCAGACACCUCUUUGUCAACUCAACCUGUUCCUCUUUCAGAAACGUCAAGGACUUCAGACCCUUUCAAGUCCCUAAAACGACCAUCCUCAAUGAAUAUGCCCAUGCCAACCACUAACCAAGGGAACUGCACAGACAUCAAGGUGCCUGAAUCGAAUAUGAACACACAACCCUGCAAGGGUGGACAAUCUGAUGAUGCCACAGAAAAGAUUGUGACAGAAAUGGCUGCUUAUGGUCAAAAAGAAACAGUUCCUCCACAACAAGUAUGUACUUUGGAAAAUGAUUCCUUUGAGCCUCCACUGGGAACUAGUAGACAGACAGACUCUCCUUUGGCAGGAGGUUCAGGUGGCAGAGGGUUUUCUGUUGCAUCAUUGCUUCCAGCAGGCCACAAUAUCAGCGCUUCUUCAAGUACAUUUGGUGCUUUCACCUUCACAUCGGAGCAGGCUGAAAUUUUAGCAAUGGCUGCAAGAGCCAUAUUUGAACAGGACAGCCCAAGUAAGAGGGCUGCUGGAUGCAGUGUUGACAUCCCAGGUACUGCUGCCACAGGAUGGGACCUUCCAAAAAUUCAACCAACUUUGAACAAGGAUAAUGUGACUGACCAGCAGGUUAAACUGACAGAUCAGGCAGAUUUACCCAUGUCAAAAAAUUCAUCUCAGGUCUCUACUCAAGUUCCUCCAAUUGAGCCGUUAGCCAGCAGCACUACUGGCAUCAGACUUCCACAGAGCAUUGCUUACUCACAGUCUCAGCCUAGUACUGUCACAAGCCUUAAUGUUAAUAACCUCAUCAGACCAAGCUCCAACCAACUUUACCCAGGGUCACCCAACCUUGCACAGCAGGUGUCUACUUCAUCAUCAGGGGGUGCAGCCAUUAUGGUGUCUCAGUCUUCCUCACAUAUUCCCCCUAUAUGUUCUGGCCCUUCUCAACCUAAUGAAUAUGCACCUUUAAAGAAUGUAUUGAUGCGAACAAAUGUUGGUGUUGGAAUGGUUGAACGUCAUCAGAAGGAUAUCCCAAAAAGGUCUGCCCAGGAUGACCUUAUUCUUCCAAAUAAGCGUUCAAAAUCAUGCACAGCAGGGAAUGUUGCAAGAGUUGACAUAAAGACUAAUGAUCAUGUGCAAAUGAUGGUUGGACAGAUGCCCUCAAGUACUUCUGCAGUUAUGCCAAGGAAUCACUCUGAUGGGGUUGGGGCUCUGUUUUCUGGUAAUACUUUUAUGAGUACUGUGCUCCGCCCCACUGAAAGACACUGCUUGACCCAGGUCCCAUCACAUGAACAAAAUCAGCCGAGCGUGGUGCACCUGCAGCAAGGGCAUGCACAACAUAAUUCUCAACAGUCUGGGCAAAACUUGGGUGGAAACCCCUACCUCAAACAUCAACAACAGCAAGAACAAAGACACCUCUACCAGCUUCAGCAUCACCUGACACAACCAGAAUCUCAGAUCCACAGUAUUCAUCAGAGGAACCUGCUGCAAGACCAGCAUGGGCAGAAGAAAAGAGGAGUAGUGCGUAGUGGGCAGACUGGGCCAAAUGUUGCUUUGCAGAAGCAACAUCAUUUGGAAAAAAGUGGAGUGCAGCAGCAACAUCAGCAACAACAGCAGCAGCAUCAACAACAACAACAAUCCCAGCAACAUCAACAGCAGCAGCAGCACCAUCAACAACAGCAGCAAUCACAGCAGCAACAGCAGCAAAAAGCACAACAGAUUCAACAGCAGCAACAGUCACACCAACAACAACAGCAGCAGCAAAUGCCACCACAGAGUUCACAUUCUCGUCAUCAGCACAUUCAGCAGCAGAUUCAGCAACAGCACUUUGGAGCUAGACAGGACAAAAACUGUGAGGCCCAACAGGCAGGUCAGAGGGUACAUCAAAACACUCACUUGGUUCAGCAGGAGCGUCCACCUGGACAAGAUCAUGGGACUAUGCAAAGACUAAUGGGGUCUCGCUCAAUGGAGCAGCAGUUGACCUCUCAGGCUAGCAAUUCUGUUUCUCGUUCAUCAGAUCUUACUUGCACUUCAUCACGUCAAGAGCGUCACCGUCUCUCUAGUUACUCAGCUGAGGCUCUAAUAGGGAAGACUCCAGUGACUGGUGAACAACGUAUGGGUGUACACCUGCAGGCACCUCGAAACAAUACACAGGACCAGUCGGAAUUACGAGGCUAUGUAGACUCAUCACGUGGUAAAGGUAACAUCGCUCACAAUUCUCAAAGUAGGCUACCACCUGACCAUACUAAUACGACAGACAUUCAAAGAAUACCUGACUGUGGACCUUUCAAAGCUUUGGUCAGUGGCCAUCAGCUAAGUAACUUCGAAGUGCAAGUGUCUCGAAGUGGUGACAUGUCCAGCAAGUCUGUACCUCAAAUCCAGAGGGGUCCUCAGCCACAAGCAGGUUUCAGAAUGGGUGCAGGGCCUACUGGGGAUGGGCGUUCACGUGGGACAUAUUCAGUUCCUCAAGGAGUGCACCUUGGACCAGGAUUGACAAGAGAACAGGAAGGAUGUCACCAAAGCUUUAUGCAAAGCCUUCUGGCACCUCACAUUCCUGAACAAAAUGUGCACCAAAGGGCAGUUCAGGGCUGUACUCCAGUGAGUGUUGAAUACAGUUGUGUUCCCGGGGCCUCUGCUGGAGAUCUUCAGGCUAAAUCUUCUAGUCCUAAUUUGCACGCUGCACAGAAAUCUGCUCCUAUACGCCUAGGGGACAACAGCAAAGGCCAUAUUUCUCAGGUCAGCACAAAUUUACAUGGUCCACCUCUGAGGACAGGUCCACCCCAUCCCUCAACACCACACAGCAGUUCAGACACAGGACGCACUCAAGGCUCAACCCGGUCACUCUCUGUUAGUCAACGGCCUCAUCAUAUUGGACCAGAUCCACAAAGCACAAAGAUUCGUCCAGGAGAUCGACCAAGGUCAGGCAACUUGAGACCUGGCAAUCCUUUUGAACCCGAAAGUACCUUGCCUCUUCCAUCAAGUGGAGGAGUAAUCCUUGGUCGUACACAGACAGGGAGUGAAACGAGAAGGAGUAGCAUUGUGCGUUUUAUGGCAGAUGGUGCACAAGUUAGCAGUGACAACAAUUUGGGGUCUGAUCGUUGUGCAGUGUCCGAUCUCACCCAGAACUUUGGUUUUCCUUUUAUUGCUGAAGGAGGAAUGAAUCCACCACCUCCCAUUAAUGCCAACGCAUCUUUCAUCCCACCGGUCACCCAGCCCAGUGCCUCUCGUACCCCAGCCCUCCUUCCUGUGGAACCUCAAAACACGUUGCCUUCAUUUUAUCCCUCAUAUUCCCCUGCAGCUCAUCCUAGCCUUCCAAGUGAGAUUCCAUUACAGUAUUUUUCAAACCAGAUGUUUACAAGUCCAAGCACUGACAAGAGCGGCAGUGCACCACUGAACAAUCGCUUCGGUUCAAUUCUCUCUCCCCCUCGACCUGUGGGUUUUGCACAGGCCAGCUUCCCACUUCUCACAGAUAUAACACCAAUGCCGAUUGCAAACUCUUCAGGCAUCACACCUCAUUUAUCCAACUUCAACCUGACCUCUUUGUUCCCUGAAAUUGCCACAGCAAUGCCUCCAGAUGGCUCCUCGAUGCCGAUGUCACCUUUAUUGUCUCUUGCCAACACUACUUCUUCAGACUCAAAUAAACAAUCCAAUCGGCCAGCCCACAACAUCAGUCAUAUCCUGGGACAUGAUGGCACCUCUGCUGUUUAAGGUUACAGCAUUUAAACACACUUUUGAAUUAAAGGCACUCACCUUUCCAUAGGUUUUACCAUGGUGAUGGUAUAGAGCAGGGGUGCGUAAACUCGGUCCUGGAGGGCCGGUGUUUUAAAUAUUUUAGUUACAACCCCAAUUAAACACACCUGAACCAGCUAAUCAAGCUCUUUCUAGGUAUACUAGAAACUUCCAGGCAGGUGCGUUGAAGGAAGUUGGAGCUAAACUAUGCAGGACACCGGCCCUCCAGGACUAAGUUUGGGCACCCCUGGUAUAGAGGCUUUUAAUUCCUUAAAAGCAAAUAAAGCUCCCAAGUUAGGAUCACACUUGAACUAUGGGGGGAGGGAGUGAAAUGUUGCAUUAUGUUUGUUAGCUUUUGAUGGUUUAUUCGCUUGGGUCUUUUGGCUGAUACUUUGGACUAUCAUGGUUCUACAUGAUGUGUAACUUGUUUAUUUUUCCUAACAGCUCCCGUUUGUUUAACAGAGACAUAUGGGUCUGCGAGUUUAACUCUGUAGCAACAAUGAAAUGUUACAGCAAAAAAGGUUAUAAUUUUGCAUUCAAUGCUAAAGUAGUAUAUGGUAGUAUUCUAGCUGUUUUGUAAAAUAUCAGUUGUUUUUCAAAUGUUUAAAAUAUUUUUCCUUCUUUAAAAUGCUCUCAUUCCAGAUGGACUUUGACUUAUUUAUAAAAAUUGAUAUGUGCUCUGUAGAUAUUUGUAAAAAUGAGAAGUUAUUAAAGUUUCUAUCUAAUGUAA
This is a messenger RNA of Danio aesculapii, 8082 nucleotides long. RefSeq names its product basic helix-loop-helix domain-containing protein USF3. The record is from RefSeq and is a predicted model, not a curated record. Bases 201 to 7331 code for a protein of 2376 amino acids. NCBI's taxonomy places the organism in Eukaryota, Metazoa, Chordata, Actinopteri, Cypriniformes, Danionidae. The transcript is spliced from 7 exons. Gene Ontology annotation, molecular function: protein dimerization activity.